Messenger RNA from Octopus sinensis (East Asian common octopus), 1482 nucleotides. RefSeq names its product zinc finger and SCAN domain-containing protein 22-like. The record is from RefSeq and is a predicted model, not a curated record. Gene Ontology annotation, molecular function: RNA polymerase II cis-regulatory region sequence-specific DNA binding; DNA-binding transcription factor activity, RNA polymerase II-specific. Lineage: Eukaryota; Metazoa; Mollusca; Cephalopoda; Octopoda; Octopodidae. Bases 1147 to 1482 code for a protein of 111 amino acids. Gene Ontology annotation, biological process: regulation of transcription by RNA polymerase II. The transcript has 2 exons.
CCAUGCCUCAAUGGAUUCUGACCACUAGAAACAUGGACAUUAAAUGAAUGACAAAGCCGAUGUUGUAAUAUUUGCAAUGUUGUGCAAAAUGCUUAGCAGUAUUUCGUCCAUCGUUAUGUUCUGAGUUCAGAUUCUGCCAAGGUCGACUUUGUGUUUCAUCCUUUCAGGGUCAAUAAAUUGAGUACCAUUUAUAUACUGGGGUUGAUCUAAUUGCCUGGCCCCUCCCCACAAAUUCUGGACCUUGUGCCUAGAGUAGAAAUGAAUAUUUCCAAUGUUGAAUCACUGUAUCUUUUGACUAUCCUCUUUAUCUCACUGACUCUUUUUUUCUGUUUCAGAAUAUCACAUCAUGUUGACAUAAAAGAAAUUACUUCAUCCAGACGUGCCUUUGAUGUUUUUAUCAACUUUUAUUGACUAAAGGAGGACGAUAUAUUUAUAAGGAGCAUUCAUCAAUACAUCUACGUUUUUAUAUAAAGAAAGUCUAUGACAAAAUAUUGGGAAAUGUUUCUUCUGGACGAUGAAAUUAACAGCAACAAUUUGAAGUCUUUGCCGUCUGGAAUAUAGAGGAGAUGAUUGCUUUACAGGUUAAUUAAGCUUGGAUAACUUUACAAAGGUGUAGACAAUUGUCACCUCUUGACUUAGAUAUUAAGCAAGAUCUCAGCUGAAAGAAACGGCAUUAAAUUAUUCCCUAAAAAUAGUGACACAACUGAACACAAACGUUCUCAUAGAAAUGAAAUAAACACUAUCAAUGUGAUAUUUAUGACAAAUUAUCCUCUCAUGAUGAAUCCUUUAACUGAAGCAAACAACCCUGAUACAGGUGAGAAACCAUAUCACUCUAAUACCUGCAGUGUAUCAUUCUGUCAGAGUGGUGUCUUGACUAUAGAUGAACCUUCACAUACUGGGUAAAAACCAUAUCCAUGUGAUAUCUGUGAUAAAUCAUUCUCUGAAAAGAGUAACUUUACGCAACACUUGUAUACACAUAGAGGAGAAAAGUCAUAUAAUUGUGAUAUUUGAGGUAAAUCAUUCUCUCGUAGUACUUACUUAACUAAGCACAUCCGUACACAUACGGGAGAGAGGCCCUAUCAUUGUGAUACCUGUGGUAAAUCAUUCUCUAACAGUAGUCAUUUGAUUAGACACAAGCGUACACAUAUGGAGGAGAAGCCCUAUCGUUGUGAUACAUGUGGUAAAUCUUUCUCUCGUAGUACUUACUUAACUAAGCAUAUCUGUUCAGAUGCGGGAGAGAAGCCACACCAUUGUGAUAUUUGUGGUAAAUCAUUCUCUCGGAGUGGUCAUGUUAUUAAUCACAAACGUACACAUACAGGAGAAAAGCCAUAUCAUUGUGAUAUCUGUGGUAAAUCAUUCACUGAUAGUAGUUACUUAACUCAGCACAACCGCAUUCAUACGGGAGAGAAGCCCUAUCAUUGUGAUAUCUGUGGUAAAUCAUUCUCUCAAACACAUAACUUAACCGAGUCCCAGACCCCGUAA